UAAAAAUAACAAGAGUAAUUGAAGUUUUUGCUACCUUUCAGUCUAUGUGAGUUCAUGUUCUUUACUUCACCUCCAGCAUUUGGCCUCAGGUGAUCAGCAGAAAAGCCAACCUGCUCUGCAGAAAGACACGCCGCAAGAGAAGAAGAAAGUUACGCAACAAAUACAAGAAACAUCAUGUUGCAGAACAACCGGCAUUACUCCGAGUCGAGCUGCGCAGGGGGAACAUACUACUACUUCUCCAGGAACAUCCCCCAUCCUCGGAUGGUCCGUCACAUGCCAGGAUUAAACAACGCUCUGAUCUGUGUUGUAAGAAGCAGCUUUUCACAAGAACACCCGUCUGCUGGCAACACAGUCAUCCCCCAGCAAGAAGGUGAUCAAGAAGAACACGUGCUAACUGGGAACACCAGAACCAACAGCCGCAACCUUCCAAGGCUUGAGGGUUUCCUGCGAAGGGAGCGAGGCACUUCACGGCCCAUGACACAAGGACAUGCAGAUCUUCCUGAAAGGAUUCAAAGUGAGCCUACUUUGUCUGAAAAGCUUUUGAAAAAACGAUUCCAAGCCUCUGCACAACCUGCAAGUCGACAGGGAAUCCACAGUGUGUCUGUCACCCAGCCUUCCUCUCCAUUUGUCAACUUGCGUCAUGGUCCUCAUGUCCAGCAGAACGUGAAUUUGGACCUGAACUACCUGGAUCAGGACAUAAAGGUCCUGGGAAAACUUGGCCAAGUCCUACAGACGGAUUCGCUUACCGAGAUCCAGAAAUGGUUCGCAAGGGCAAGUACGGAAGAGAAAGACUUCGUGUCCAGCAUGAUUUUUUCAGAACCAACUGACAAAGGCGUGCUGAAUUCUAAGGAAGGUACAGCAGAGCACAUCAAUACCCAGACUCUGCUAAAGCCUCUCCCUUCUCUUCAGAGAGGACCAGAAGAGAAAAAGAAUCAGUCCAGAAAAGGAGAAACUUUUGCUCUCAACACUGAGAAACACAGGUCCAGCACAAGCAGACACACUGUCCCCAGGAAGAACUGCAACUGAGAAAGUGCAUGGAGACAAGUGACCAUCCUGCCUUCACACUCCAGCAGAAGUCUCACCUGUGCCAGAGCCGCCCCCAAACAACAGAUAUCUCCUUUCCAGUGGAGGCCUUUCACAUACAAAAAUAUGUAACCUUAGCACUUCUAUUAUAAAGAUAGCUGUUCAGACACCCUGUUAAAAUAAAUUUAUGCUCGUUAUAUUUAGUCCUCAGGUAAUUAAACCAAACCAUGCCGCAUAGAUACAUGAGAAGUCAGCUCAAUGGAAAAAAGGAGAGAGGCCACUCUUUUUGGCAUCAAAUUCAUCUUUUUGCAUGACUCAGCCAGGCCUGCACAAAGAGCUCUUGCAUGCAGACCUGAAGCUACAGUCACAGACAUUCUGGGUUGAGAAGAGGGACACACACACACGUGAUCUGCAGAGAUGCACAUCAAGCCCUAGGCACCGGGGGGAAAAGGUACCCUGGAGUUUCAAAAUCUGAAGAGCAGAGUGACUGCAGAUGUGAGCUUCACAGCAAGCUAGAAUUUGCUUCCAUAGCUCUCGUUAUUAGCGGAGAAGCAUCACAAACUGUAGUAUCCUAUGGUGGGAGAUGGGACAGGACAGGACGGGAUGGGAUGACACCAAACAAACAUUAAAACCACCAUGCAAACCUCAAGCCGUUGAAAUAGAGGCCCACAAUGACAGAAAUAUAUCUGGACCUUUGUUGGACCUUGUGAGUGAACUGGGAAAGCAGAAGGAUUGGGGUUUAUCGGUUUGAAACAUUAAGCGUUAAGUAGUGAAGAGCUUAGCUCAGGGCAGAGCCCAGUGUGCCCUUUCCAGGAGCCUUCACUUCAAACCAUAUCCACUGUAGUCACUACCACCUCCAUUCUCAUUUUCCACUGCAGGAGAGGAGCAUGCUAAGGCCUGGGGAACAAGUACUCCCUGUAAGAGAGAGUGAGGCAUUGCUGGAAGGAGGAAUUCAAGAAAUUCAAAGGAUGAUUUAU
Chroicocephalus ridibundus (black-headed gull) is the source of this 2000-nucleotide messenger RNA. It is a transcript of the gene C5H4orf17, whose product is annotated as chromosome 5 C4orf17 homolog. Lineage: Eukaryota; Metazoa; Chordata; Aves; Charadriiformes; Laridae. The record is from RefSeq and is a predicted model, not a curated record. The transcript is spliced from 7 exons. Bases 175 to 1026 code for a protein of 283 amino acids.